GGCGGGCCCAGUGGGAGUGACUGAUGAGAGCAAAGAGACGACGGAGCUGUCAAACACCAACAACCUUCUGAAAUAUUAUUCCGGGCGGUACAACAAAUAUUCACCGUACUUCGCUCUUUUGUGGAAACCAGAACGACAGAGGCCGACUUUGAAUUCACUUUUUGAAAAUUCCGCCUUUGAGAAUUUGGACUUUUGAACCGUCACGACGAGGACCUUGUUUAUGUGUGUGUGUUUGCAGCAGGCUCACAGGCUAAUGUCUGUUAGCUCUUCGCUCAGCUCGAGUUGUGUUGACAAACUAGCCCGUCCGCUAGUCAGUCAGCGAGCUGCGCUAUCAACUUUGCGGUUUCGGUGAUAACUCGUCGUUUAAAAAAAAAAAAAAAUGCCACCUGGUAAAAGCAUGGGACCCAGCUUUGACUAUACUUCCAAACAUCUACAUGACAUAAAAACAGGUCUCCAAGGAAUCACCAUACCUCUGUUAAACAUGUGAAGCCCUUCACUUGGUGGACACCCCAGUUACAAACAACGAAAACUGGAUUUGUUAAAAAUCUUUUGGAUCCAUUCAGGAUUUAUCACCGGGGACUGAAAAGUCUAUGUGUGCACCAUACUUUACCCAAGGACCCAAACUGAGUCGAUGCUGUGCUGCCGUGAAACCAUCGGCACCAUUAAAACAAACUAGUCCUCUUGUCAUGUGGGUACAUUACAGAAAAAGGCCCAUAUUACCCUCACUGGUAUCACCAUCUUUCUCAUCACCAUGGAUCGGAAUAAACGCAACUCCAUCGCUGGGUUUCCUAUGCGACCUGAACGCCUCAAUGAGGACAGAGAUGGUGUCGGAGGGGUAGGAGUCUGCGAGAUGGGAAUGGGCCCUCCUUCACAGGUGGGCAGGGUGUGGCCGUCAUCCUACAGAGCCCUGAUCAGUGCCUUCUCCUGUCUAACACGCCUCGAUGACUUCACCUGCGAGUGGAUUGGCUCUGGGUUCUUCUCUGAUGUCUUCAAGGUACGUCAUCGAGCUUCAGACCAAGUUAUGGCUCUGAAGAUGAACAAGCUCAGCAGCAACAGAGCAAACAUGUUGAGAGAAGUUCAGCUAAUGAACCGGCUGUCACAUCCAAACAUCCUCAGGUUUAAGGGAGUGUGUGUCCAUGAAGGCCAGCUUCACGCUUUGACAGAAUACAUCAAUGGUGGAAACCUGGAGCAGCUUCUAGACAGCAACAAACACCUGAGUUGGCCCACCAGGGUGAAAUUAGCCUGUGACAUCUCCAGCGGUCUGGCCUACUUGCACUCCAAAGGCAUAUUCCACCGGGACCUCACCUCCAAGAACUGCCUAAUCAAGUGUGAUGACAGCAGCUACACAGCAGUGGUGGGAGAUUUCGGCCUCGCAGAGAAGAUCCCUACAAAUCUUGUUGAAGGAGAGAAGCUUUCAGUUGUUGGUUCUCCUUUCUGGAUGGCUCCCGAGGUGCUGAGAGAUGAACCCUACAAUGAGAAGGCUGACGUCUUCUCCUACGGGAUAAUACUGUGUGAAAUUAUCGCGAGGAUCCAGGCCGACCCAGACUUCCUUCCUCGCACAGAGAACUUUGGCCUGGACUAUCACACGUUCCAGCACAUGGUGGGAGACUGUCCGCCUGACUUUCUCCAGCUGGCCUUCGAUUGCUGCAAUAUGGAUCCUAAACUCCGUCCAUCCUUCCCAGACAUCGUCAGGCACCUGGAGGAGAUUCUUGCCCACCUUAAAGUUGAAGAGAUGGAGCACGAGUGUGUCCCGCUCGGCGGAGACAAUGACAAGAAGACCAUCCCCAAAGGUGAAAAGAUCCAGGGCUUCAAGCGACUGAAUCCUCUUGGCUUCCAGAAUGAUAAAAUCCCUCCCAAAUCGCCUCGCCCCAGACGAAACAUCUGGCUCAGCCGCAGCCAAUCGGACAUCUUCUCCUGCAAGCCGGGAAGAAAAAUCAAUGUCCAGGACCCUUACUACAACCCCCCCACUGUCCAGAGAGCCUCCAAAGUCCGCAAGAUCAACCCGUUCACCGCCCGGGAAGACCUGUGUGGCGGCAAGAUCAAGUUUUAUGACGUGCCCAGCAAGUCUGUCUUCUCGCUGGUGUUCGACCUCCACUCGCCUCCGGGAAGUUUGUUCAGCAACCAGCCGCCUGCUCACGGACCUGUAGGAGCCCAGCAGGAGGCGUCUUAUUACUGGCAGCAGCUGCCAGGAAGACAGUGUCACUCUUUACCGGUGUCCCCCCAACUCCCCCGAUCUGAGAUCUUCCACCUCGCCGCUGCUGUCAGCUCCAAUAACAACGGUUCUGUUACCUGUAACUCCGGUCAGCUGUCAUCGACUCUUCCAGUUGCUAAUUCCAAGUCCGACGCAGGCCUGAUGGGGACUGACGUCCGUCAGAAGUCAGUGCUGAGCGACUGGGCGAAGAAAUACGUCGUGGUCGAGAUCCCACCUUACUGCAGGCUGAGAGGAGGGGAGGACGGUGAUGGGGAGGCGGGCGAGGGGAAGGAUGUGUUUGGGGAGAGCUGGUCUCCGGUGGUCCCCAGCAGCGACAGAGACAGUGGGGAGGUGAUGGACUGUUCCAGCAGCCUACAGGAAGAGGAGGGACGAGGAAGAGGGACGGACACAAUGUAACCACACAUGGAGGUGACAGUGGAAAGAUGCGGUGGUUUUGGACCUGGGAGGCCACGGAGGCAGCAGAAAAUGGAUUUCAAACCGACCCGACUAGACGCAUGCACGGAGAUUUUGUAUGAAUAAAAAGGAAAAAAAGCACUUGAUUUUUAUCUUUCAAGUGAAUGUAUCACAUGUUGAAGAGCUAGAUUUUGUCAGAGCUCUCACCCAAGCGUGACAGUCCCCAGUUAGCACAUUUAUCAACACAAUAGACACUCUGCAGAGAGAUUAUUUUUCUGAAAAGGUUGUUUAUAUUUAAUACUGUGAGAUGUAGAUUUUUUCCCCUUUAAAGGUUUCCUGUGGUCUGCAUUUUGUCUCUGAUGAGGGGUAUUGAAGAUCCCUAUUGUUGCGUGUGAAUGUAAAAAAAAAAGUCUGUUAUGAUACUUAAUGUGUUCACUGAAACAAAUACUAAAUCAAAAAAACAAUCCCACAUCUUUCUAAUAUAUGAAACCGUGUGCUGAUGUUUAGGAGAGAAAACUGUGCUGAAAAACUCACGUAACCUCAGAUUUUAUACCAACCACCAUUUCUACACUGAAUUCACAGAUGAUUUUGUGCAGCUCAUCCCUUUUAGUUAUUUAUUCUAUAAGAUAAACAUUCGCAGUGGACUCCAUGACUGUAACUGUGUCUUUAUGAACUCUUUAAGGACCUUUCUGAUGGUUUUGGCAUCUUUUGGCCCACUUACUUCAAAAGUACAGCAGUUUGGUAGCACUUGGAGACAACACAGUCAUUUCACAGAAUCAGACACCUUAAAUUAAUCACAGAGGAGCCAUCGAGAUAUUAAAUCCAGAAAACAAACUGUUGGGAAACAAGGACAUUGUAAAACUCACGUCAUAAUGGGUUUUUUUUUAAGUAAAAGCUUGAAUUUCACGAGUCAGAAUUGACUUUUCAAAGCUGUCCUUUCUUGCAAUUCUGUUGACGGUGAUAAAAUGGUUAAACAAUGAAGCCAAAAAACAGUUAUGAUGGCUUACCACCCUAAAAAAAAGAUUAAAACUAUACACAGCUACUUUUAAAAGACAUAACAAUCAUCAAAAGUUUGACUUUAUUAAUGACUGAACUCAAUCUUACCCACUUCAAUGCUCUCAGUAGCCUCACCUGGUUAUUACCAAAAGAUUACGGUGGCUAACUUGAAAUUAAAAGUAAAUUACACGACAUGCACCCAAACAAGUAAUCCACAGUCAAAUAUUUCUUGAGGCAGUGUUAUAAAACGAGGUUUUUGCUGUGGGUAAAAAAGUUGCCAUGUUUGUAUUAACAUGCAGAGGCAUUACUGAUCCGACUAAAUGUGUCCAACAGAUUUAAUUAAACCUGAAUUACAGCUUCCUAAAUGCACAGCAAACCCUUAACUUACCUGAAAACUCAAGUGAUAAGUUAUUUCACUUGGAAGCAGCACAUGAGUCGAUUUGGUGGAAUAAGCUUUAGAAAAUAGAAACAGCACAACCUGGUGUUCCACUCUGCCAAUCAGAAGGCCUCAUGUUCUGCUCUGUGAGAAACAUUUAAGCCACUAAAAAUCAUCACAAAUGAUCAGUAUUUAAUAAAUGCUAUUGUUCUUUGGAGUAAUUUAUCGACUGAUUAAAUUAUACACGUGAUGCUAUGAAGUGGUUUUCUGCAGAAACUCCUCCGUAUGUGGUAGCUGCUAACAUCUGGUUUCGUUUCAUUAAGUUCUCACGACAUGUCGUACUUUUCACUCCGUUUCAUGUCUGAAUUAGCACAAGAAUUUGCAGUGUCUUCGCUAUUUCAGUACACGUCCUCUUGAAUGAGUAUUAUAAUCGUUGUAAAUGUUUAUCAGAACAGUUUUCAGUGUACAAACUCAGUGAAAUUAGCUUGACAUUGUUGAACAUAUUUGCCUCGACUCCCUCCAGCACUUCAUUUACUUUUCUUCCAUUCUGUUGAUCGGAUGACGUCAGUACGAACUAAAAUGCACAUGUACAGUGACCUAUACAGCAUACAGCGCUCUCUUAUCACUACUUUUCUAUGCAACUUGUAGCACACAGUUUUUUGUUUUUUUUUGCAGGAUAUUUAUGAGAUAAAACAAAACAUUUAAUGUCUUACCUUUGUACAUUUGUGUAAAAAGUUUGUUACCCGCUUUGUUGAAACAGAUUGAGAUGGGUUUUUUUUGUUUUUUUUCCUGAUUGAAUAACAAAAGCUUACCUGA
This is a messenger RNA of Acanthochromis polyacanthus (spiny chromis), 4793 nucleotides long. It is a transcript of the gene tesk2, whose product is annotated as testis associated actin remodelling kinase 2. Gene Ontology annotation, biological process: protein phosphorylation; actin cytoskeleton organization. Gene Ontology annotation, molecular function: ATP binding; protein serine/threonine kinase activity. The transcript is spliced from 13 exons. The coding region runs from base 752 to 2608 and encodes 618 amino acids. Lineage: Eukaryota; Metazoa; Chordata; Actinopteri; Pomacentridae. Gene Ontology annotation, cellular component: nucleus; cytoplasm. The record is from RefSeq and is a predicted model, not a curated record.